UACAAAAAUGUACUUUCAAAACACCUUCGGUACGCAUUUUCAUCUUUGAAAUAUCCAUCAAUGUACCAGUUAAUGACGUAUGCUAUAAAAUAUAGAUAGCCAACUGCAUUCUUAAAGUUGCUGAUUGUUUACAAAUAGGUGGUACUCUCAAACUAGAGGUAAUCAGAAGUAAAGUUUAUAUUGAAAAGAAAUAAUAUACUUGGAUUUAAUAAUAUGCUUGGAUUUAUUGAGUUCAUUUUUAACAAUGGUUCUGUUCACACAUGGCGGGUUAUCCAAGAAUCUGGUUGUGAGUUCCAGGGCCGGACUGGGACAAAAUUUCAGGCCGGGAAAUCUCUCAAUCAUCCAGGCCACAACACAUUUUGGAACUACAGACAACCCAUUUUUUUGUAUGGCCAUCACAUAGAAAAAUGUCUAAAUCCUUAGACUGGGGCCGUCAAAACACAUUUAUCAAUACUGUGUUCACAGUUCUCUUUACCAACUUUCAACUUGGCACAAGUUAAUUUCAUAUUCAAAAUGCACUAAAAUACAAAAACACUUUAAACGUCUCAAAUCAAGUCAUUCUUCCAUAACACUAGCAAGGGUUGAUGAUGAUAAUAAUGGGGUGCUACUGCUAAAAUUUGCUAGCUUAACUAAGUUAACGAAGACAAACCUACAGCAGCCUAUUUACAGAUUAAACUGACCUGCCCCUGAAGCCCUGAACAGGUCAGUAAUUUUGUUACAUGUUGCUGCUUCUUCUUUGAGAGCUUUCCUUUUGCGUGCCCGCUUCAUCUCCAUCCUCGAGUGAGUCUCUCGCAUUGUUCAAAUUCUGUUCAAAACCGUUUGGCGGAAGAGCGAGCGCGCGUGAGCCGAAUCACAGCGCUGCCAGUCAAGAGUAACCGAUUCAUGAUUUAUUAUCGAUUUAUUAUCGAAUGAAGAAUUCGGAAAUUAUCAUUUUAGUACAUUGGGCAUGCAUUAAUACAGGGCAGCGGGCCAAAUCUGGCCAGUCCGGGACUGGUGAGUCCAGUGGGUGCGAGUUUGUUUAUAGAAUGUGGUUGUUAGGCCUACUCCUGCAGUGUGUUAAUGUAACCGUAUUAAGGACUCAAAUAAAGGACUGACAAAAGUAUUCUGCUGCUGUGUGAACGUGGCAAUGAUAAUGCUUGUUUGUUAUUUUAAGUGCUGCGCUGCGCAGAGUGCGCAGCUCGAGGCGUUGUCAUGACAACGGCAUCAACACUAACUGUAUCCAACAACAGCUAGGGCUAAGCGAUUAUGUGUUGUGCACGGGCUAGACAGGUAAGUUUCUGAGACCACCAAGUUUACUCUUGAUUCAAGAUCCAAUAUUCAAAACACGCUCUUACGCCAUAUGAUAGCCUAUUCAGAGGCUAUUUGUCGUGCUGUAUGUGAGAGAUACUCUACAUUGCAGGAAUCAUGAGUUUGCAGGGCUCUCCAGUAAAGGUGUACAUUCGCAUCCGACCUACAGCCAAUUUUGCGCAUGAGCUCAUUGAAUGCCUACCUGACCAGCAGACUUUGAGAGUACGGUGGUCACGGAAAGACUCCAAGAAAGGAAAGAGGAACAAUCAUCUGAGCUCAUGGUUAUUUCAGCUGAAUGGAGUGCUUCACAAUGUGUCACAAGAGGACAUCUAUGAUCGUGUAGCCCGGAGUGUAGUACUGGGAGCCUUUGGGGGCUACAAUGGUACAAUAAUGUGCUUUGGGCAAACUGGAGCAGGGAAAACAUACACUAUGACAGGUGCUGCAGAGACUUACAAACAGAGAGGCAUCAUUCCUCGAGCCCUACAGGAGGUUUUCCAGGAGGUGGAGCAUCGUGUAGAUCAUACAUUCUCUGUUCACCUUUCCUUCCUGGAAAUCUAUAAUGAGACAAUGGUAGACUUGCUCUCCAGCUUAAAGCAGGGAAAAGGUUCACAUAGUGGGGUCUUAACUGUGGUAGAAGAACCAGGGUGUGGAGUCUCAGUUAAAGGAUUGUCUUUACAUCUGGUUCACAAUGAAGAGGAGGCUCUUAACCUGCUUUUUGAGGGGGAGAUGAACAGAAUAAUUGGAGAACAUGCCCUUAAUAAACAUUCCUCCAGGUCUCACUGCAUAUUUACCAUCCACAUUGAGUCUCGCUCUCGCACACUGUCAGACGCAAAAUACAUCACCUCUAAACUGAACCUGGUGGACCUGGCGGGAUCUGAAAGACUUAGCAAAACUGGGUCAGAGGGUCAAGUCCAAAUGGAGGCAAUGUAUAUCAACAAGUCCCUUUCUUUCCUGGAGCAGGUUAUCUUAGCUCUAGCUGACAGUCGUAGAGAACAUGUUCCCUUCAGACAGAGCAAACUUACCCAUGCUCUCAAAGACUCACUUGGAGGAAACUGUAACACAGUGCUUGUGGCAAACAUAUAUGGUGAAGGGGCACAAAUUGAAGAGACGCUUUCAACUCUUCGCUUUGCCACCAGAAUGAAAUGUGUGAAGACAAAGCCGUUAAUCAAUGAACAUGUCGACCCAGUGCUUCAGGUGCAAAGACUAGAGAAAGAAAUCCAGUUUCUUAAGGAGGAGCUGUCUAUGUGUAACAAACUGACUAAUAGGGUUGGAGUUUCUAAUGAGAUCCUGUCAGAGACACAGGUGGAGGAAGUAAGGAGUCAGGUGCAGAGAUACCUGUCUGGAUCACUGGCUGAGAUUCCGAUUGUAAGUAUUGCACAAAUCCAAGAGGUGUUUGCCCAGUUCAAAAAAGUGGUGCUGGAGCAGCAAACAAAGUUGCGAGAGCAGCUCUGUCCGAGAAAUGCUCGCGUAGAGAAAGCCAUGAACACAACACCUUCUACUGUUGCAGAGGUUCAGGGGUCUGUAUGUGCUGUUGGCGAGGUGGACAGUUGUGGAUAUGGCCUUGGUUUAGCUAAAUAUUCACAGAGACAUCAACAAGCUGUGUCACCUAAACCAAGUAAAGCAAGAAAAGACAAACGGAUAAGCAGAAAGGAAGAAGCAGUGAGCGAGUGGCCAGAGGAAAACACAACUGUACAAGCUGCACAGCCUCAAAACAUGAGUGAAUCUGACAUGACCACACAAGAACCCCAACAACAAGAUCCAGAAGAGCAACAACACAGAACUGACUCUCCUCCACCCAAAGCUGAGGCAUUUGAGGAUUUCAAAGCAGAACGGGGAAGUGAGAUUAACCGCAUACUAAAGGAGAACAAAGCUGUGCUGUUGGACCGCACUUCCCAAUUACGCACCCUCACUGAUGUCAUCAGUGUGACUAAACGGGAUCUUGACAACAUUACAUAUGAGCUACGACAGUUCAGAGAGCGAAGACAAAGCCAGGGUCAGUUUGUGAGUGCGGAGGGGGAGCCUGUGCUGGAGGAGGCUGAACUGUCUCUAGUGAUGCAGCUAAAAGAGCUGAAGAACCGUUAUAGACAAGCCUAUGAGGACUUCAAAUGCACAAAGGCAGAAGUCAGCUACUGUCAGCACCUGGUGAAUCAGUGCCGCACACGACUGCUAACAGAGUUUGAGAGCUGGUACAAUGAGUCUUUCCUGUUGCCGGAUGAAGUGCUGUCAGUCUUUGAGACAGGACCAAUUAGGCCAGGUCACAUAGCUGUGGACAAAGCAUUAACUCUGAUGGAGGAUGAUGAAGAGCACUGUGAUAAUCCCUGUCAGAAGCUGCAUGCAGACAGUUCCAGUGCGGUGUCAUUUUAUAAUGCCUACAACAGGACUCUACAGAGGAGGGGAAGCAGACAGGUGUCUCAGAGUCCAGACUCAGUGAGGGGCAGCAGGAGUAAGAUAAAACCUCCUGUUCUCUCAGUCAUCUGAUGAAGGCGUCUGUGUGCUCAUUCUCACUCUCCAGAGUACUUUACACUUUCUGAAGCGUUUCCAUGGAUGUUUGACAUUGGUAGAACAUAUGAAAACACCUGCUAUCUGAAAGCUGCUUGUGCUGUAUAAUGUGCUAAUCUGUCCCUCAAGUCGUAAUUAAUAUUGUUCAAACACAAUCUGUCUAUAAAAUGUUUGGAUAAUUUUUCAGGUUGAACGUGUACUGCAUAAUUGACUACAUUGUUAUUAUGUACUUGUUAGACUUGUUUCUCAAACAUCAAAUCUACACUUGGCAGUAUAUUUUCCACUUUAAGAAAACAGCAGUUUGUGCUAAUCAGAGGCAAAAACAACCUCAGUACAUCAGGUUGUUAAAUGAAAAGUAAACUUUAUUAUUCCUGAACCACAAAAUAGACUUCUUUGGUUGUACAAAUUCACUAGUUACAGUCCUGAAUGAGCUCUAUUCCCAGACCUUUUUUCCCACCCUCCCCUUUAGCAAAAAAACAAACAAACAAAAAUCCUCCCCAACAAGAAAACAAUAAGAGAGCUCAAACUCUUUUGCUCUGAAAAAGUAAAAAUGUAGUGAACCCCAUUAUCCCAUUGGUUACAGAAAACCAACUUUUUUUUUUCUCUCAAACUACAAUUUAAAAAAAAAAAAAAAAAAAAAAAAAAAAAAAAAAAUCAAUGAUGAGCAAUCCCAAAUUGUAAUUAACCAAAACUGAAUUUCAGUCAAUGAGAGCAACACAAAAGCUAAGAUUAGUAAAAUUAAAAAAAAGAUUAUUUCAUAUGUUCGACAGGUUCAUCGGGACACAGUGUUGAUGGCAGCCAGGGUGGUGAACAACUGAUUUGAGAACAUGACAUAAAACGUGUUUAUUUGAAGGAAUAAUAAAAGUAUAUUGUCUUAGUCCUCACACAGGAUUGACAGUAAAAUUGCAAUAAGCAAUUAACCAAUAUACACACAGGGAUCAGUCAGUCAAGACCCUGGUAGAAUCAUCUACACCCUCCAGACUUUUGUUUGGUCUUGGGGCAGAAAGGCUCAGAUUCAACUCUGAUUUUUGCUUCUUUUUUUUUAAGCAUUUAUACAUUAUUCACACAAUGAGCUUUUUAGUGGCUUCAACCAAUUAAAAUGUAGAUUAGAAAACAUCUACUACCUUCACACACCUGUCAGAGUAAGAGAAAGAAAAGAUAUGAGCAAGAUUCGUAGAUGUUAAUAGAGACCAAAUUCGAUUCAAUUCGAUUCAAUUUCCUCCUCGCACUCCCAAAAUGGUACCAUAUGUUUAUGGAGAGGUGAGUGUUUGUCAGAGUGAAAUUCUACACUCUGGUCACUCUGUGUAGUAAAGGGAAUGAUUCAACGUAUAGAUAUACAACAUGCCCCAGACCGAGGAGUAGAAAAAAAAAAAUGGAGAAUGCAUUUUAGGUGAUUAAGAUCACCAAAUGAACAAAAAAAAAAAAAAAGUCUUAGGAAAA
Messenger RNA from Ctenopharyngodon idella (grass carp), 5226 nucleotides. It is a transcript of the gene kif9, whose product is annotated as kinesin family member 9. The transcript has 20 exons. Bases 1405 to 3765 code for a protein of 786 amino acids. Gene Ontology annotation, biological process: microtubule-based movement. Gene Ontology annotation, molecular function: ATP binding; microtubule motor activity; microtubule binding. The record is from RefSeq and is a predicted model, not a curated record. NCBI's taxonomy places the organism in Eukaryota, Metazoa, Chordata, Actinopteri, Cypriniformes, Xenocyprididae.